Molecule: messenger RNA, 813 nt
Organism: Medioppia subpectinata
Lineage: Eukaryota; Metazoa; Arthropoda; Arachnida; Sarcoptiformes; Oppiidae
Source: the annotation of a GenBank genome assembly
UUGUCUGUUGGCAAUGGAUUACUGGGUGGAUGGCGUGAUGGCCAGUCGAUAGUCGACUUUCUCUUAGGACACGGAUUAGUGACUACCGAUUGGUACGCGAAGAAAAUAGAGGCCUGUUGUGAGUGUACGGCCGGUAUUCAACACGAGUGUGACUUUGAUAAAGCCCCCAAUAAAACUAAAUGUGAAUCCAUUCCUAUGGCUAUGAUGUCAACUCCUAAUCCAUACAAUAUUUACGACGAGUGUGUGCCUGAUCUGGACGUCCAAAACCUGUUCAAUACAUACCAUAAGCAACAGUUUGAGAAGAUUGGCGUCAAUUUUUCAAUCAGUGAUGGAUUUAAACAAAACGCUAAACCCAAGUGUCCAAAGAAUGGUCACACGCCUUACCUCAACGACCCGGCCGUACAAAAAGCACUGCACAUAAGGGAAGGUGGAGUGCGUUGGGGCGCCUGUCGAGGGAUUUACGAUCGGACGCACGGAUACACAUCCCAAGAGAAGAUCGUUUACGAUUUGAUCCACAAUUACAAAAUCGGUCGUUUUGUCGUAUAUAACGGCGACACCGAUACCACGUGUGACUUUAUAUCAGACCAACGCUUUAUAGACGGCGUCGCCGUUUCAACGCAAAGCAAAAAACUUGAAAAUUAUCGAAUUUGGAGAGAAGACGGAAAACCCGACGGAAGGAUCGGUGGAUUUGUUCAGCACUACGAGAAUGGCCUGAGCUUUGUCUUAGCCCGUGGGGCCGGACAUAUGGUGCCCGAAGAUAAGCCCGAAGCUGGGCUUCAGAUAUUUAAGCAUUUGCUCGGAUUGGCUAAACUA